UGUAGAAUUAAUUUUCCUUCUUAUUCUUAGAUCUACUGAUUCCGAAAAAAAAAAAAAAAAAAAGUAACGUUCCGAAAGUGACUCGAUUUCUAGGCAUAGCAGAUAGGCAGGCUUAAUGUUCCUUUUGUUUGCAAGAGGGAUGCUGUUAACAGUAAACAAGUGUUGGUGUAUGGAUUGAUCUAGAUGAUAAUAAAUAUUUCUACGCAAAAACAUUUGGAUAUUUACUAAAUUUAGUGCAAUGCAGCAUGCUGUAAGUGCCUGACUUUCCCUUUUUGAGUCAUUUGUUUCCUUCUCUCUGGACUUGAGGAAGUAAAACCUGAGUGCUGACUGCCAGGCUGACAGCAUAUAAUAGCUUGGCAAUUUAUCUAUUGUUGUCAUCUUCAUUUCAUUUGUAACUACAGGUUGGACACGAUCACAUUUUGUAAUUUCAAUGAGACUACUACUGGAUGAAGUAGAAUGGCACAACCCUCUGUAGAGGGCGGCACUCCUAAGUUGAAGGUGAAGAAAGUCACAAUGUUAAAUGUUAGCCGAGCAGAAUCAUCCAGAAAAAGUUCACUAGAUGGAGACACAGGAGAUGGGUCCAGUCGGAAAGUUCAGCUGUGUGAUCCUGCAUUGGACACACCAGAAUCUUUGGAGCGUAAAAUGUACAAGCAACAAAGUGGAAGUAAAACUCAUGUGUCUGGCAGCAAGUUGUCCAAGAGAGAGUCACUCAAAGAGAAGAAGAAAAGUUAUCGAAGUCAGAAGAAGGAAGUGGCCAGAGAAAUCAUGAACUCAGCCUCAGACCAGUCCUUUGUGUUGAUGGCUGACUGGCUCAAAGUCAGAGGGACACUGAAAGGCUGGAGCAAGUUGUGGUGUGUCUGUAAGCCGGCGAUGUUAAUUAUAUAUAAAAGUGAGAAGAUGAAGACAGGCCACUGGGUGGGUACAAUCCUUCUGAAUACUUGUCACCUCUUGCAGCGGCCAUCCAAGAAAGAAGGUUUUUGUUUCAAGCUUUUUCACCCACUGGAUCAGUCCAUCUGGGCUACAAAAGGUCCAAAGGGAGAAACAAUAGGAGCAUUUGUACAGCCACUUCCAAUGUCCUAUGCCAUCUUUCGAGCUCCUUCAGAGAAUCAAGGUAAAUGUUGGAUGGAUGGACUCGAGCUAGCACUACGCUGCACUAGCCUGAUUAAGAGAACAACCUCCAGGCCAAAUGACAUCACCAAUGAUCUGUCUGUGGCUCUCUCCCCUGAGUUGUCUCACAGCCUGGCCACUGAUCUGUCCAGCACUCUGGCCUCAGAUCUCAACUCUAGCCUGGCUGAUGAUACUGAAGAGGCUGUGGAAGAGUCAGAGGACAUAGUAGAACACUUUAGUGAUGAUGAUGAUCACUCCAGUAUGGGUUUAAGUGAGUCAGACUUUGAACUGGCAGAAGAAGAGAAAAGGCCUCAAGCUGUUCCUAAAGUGGAGGAGACUGUCUAUGUAUCCAAUGAAGUGGAAGAACUUGGACAGCAAGGUGAUGCCUGCCAGACAGAAGAGGUGGAUGAAGAAAACAAAAGUUUGAUAUGGACAUUAGUGAAACAGGUGAGACCAGGUAUGGAUUUAUCUAAGGUUGUGCUUCCAACAUUUAUUUUGGAGCCCAGAUCUUUUUUGGAUAAGCUCACUGAUUAUUACUACCAUGCUGACAUUUUAUCAGAAGCUGUACAACAAGAGACAGCUCUGGAGAGAAUGAAGAUGGUAGUCAGGUGGUACUUGUCUGGGUUUUACAAGAAACCAAAAGGUCUCAAAAAACCUUACAAUCCAAUCAUUGGAGAGACACUCAGGUGUUACUGGUUUCACCCAAAGACUAAAAGUAGAACCUUCUAUGUGGCAGAACAAAUAUCUCAUCAUCCUCCCAUCUCUGCUUUCCAUGUAACCAACAGACAUGAUGGCUUUAAUAUUAAUGGAUGUAUUCUUGCCAAGUCUAAAUUUUAUGGCAAUUCCAUCUCAGCCAUCUUAGAAGGUGUAGCGACUUUAACCUUCUUGGAACGUGGUGAGGACUACCUGAUGACCAUGCCCUACGCUCAUUGCAAAGGCAUUCUUCUGGGCACACUCACAAUGGAAAUGGGUGGAAAGGUAUCCAUUGACUGUCCUAAAACUGGAUACCAUUGUGAUCUGGAUUUUAAGCUAAAGCCAUUUUUCGGUAAUGGAGAGUCUGCCAACAGGAUCACAGGUCGCAUCACCAUGGGCCAGGAGGUGCUCUGUACAUUUGAAGGGCACUGGGAUCAACAGAUUUAUAUCAAGGAGCUCACCAACAGGGAAAAAGUUGUGUUUUGGGACCCAUCUCCAGAGACAAGAAAUAAACGUCUAACUAGAUACACAGUACCUAUUGACUUUCAGCUAGAUAAUGAAUCUGAAAGGUUGUGGCGUUAUGUGAGUGCUGCUGUGAUAGACCAAGACAUGCACGCUGCCACAGAGGAGAAACACAAGCUGGAAGAGAUCCAAAGAAGCGAAGCAAAGGAAAGAUAUAAGGCCAAUGCUCAGUGGGUGCCCAAGUGGUUCUGUCUGGACCCUGCCACCAACAAGUGGCUGUACAAGCAUGUUGAUGCCAGGCCAUGGGAUCCAAUGACAGAUUGUGUCCAGUAUGAGAAAGAUUAUGUCAUACAGACUCAGACUGUGCACAACAUACCACAAGUCUGGCACGGUCCAUCUUGUUUGACUGGCAGAUUGAAGGCAUUCAACAGACAUUCGGCUCUUGUCACAGAUGACAGCUACUCGUCUGAUAAUAAUGCAGCAGAAUCUGAUGACGCUCGGUGUAGAAACACAAACAGGAAGUCAAGCCCAUCUGAUCAAAUGAGCAGCUCGGAAGCCUCCCACGUCAACCGCCAGGCAGGUCCUAGCUCAGAUCAGCGAAGGUCUAAUGUAUCCCUUUCCACUGUGGACAGGAGGGCCACUACACCAGAGAACUUCAGGAGGCAAGCGUAUAACAAGAACAGUAGUAGCAAUGAUGUGGUCGCUGUUGACAAGUCCAGUCCUUCCAAAUUGCCCACAAAGGAGGAAAUGUUCAAGGUUACCAAUCAGCACAAUCUCCGAGCUUCAGUUCCUAGUGCUGAGGUGGUUUCCCUCCCAUCUAACAGCCCUUCCUUGAGGGUGGCUGUGAACAGGUCAAGCCUGGUCAACCAGGAAGUCCAGCUGCUGGCCAGGGUAGCUAAAAUGCAGCAAGAGAUGCAUUCUGUGCUGGGCGAGGUAGUGGUCAAGAUCAAUCAGCUCCAUCAGGUUCAUCAGCAGAGCAUUCAGAUCAGGCCCCCUACUCAGGCUGAGCCUAGCGGCCUUCUCGUUAGAGACUGGGUUCUUGUGGCCAUUUUGCUUGUCUUCCAGACCAUUGCGCAGUGGUUCUUCGCCAAAUCCAGUUGAGAAGACCUCAUAGAGCCCUAAGGCCCAUGUCGUAUAGGUAUUUGUUGCACAAUAAGGACAUCACUUAGUAGCCUAUAUUAUAUAUUUAUGUAUACACACCUAUAUUUAUAUGUGUGUAUAUAUUUGAAAAUAAUAUAUUUGUACAUUCAUGUGUCACCUGUUGAAGACAGCCGUUGUACGAAUACUUGUAGAUACUCACUAAGCAGUAUUGUUUAUGUAUGUUAAACCAUACGUAAGUCUGCUUGAUUCAGAACCAAGUCAUAAUGAUGCUGCCAAUUGUUCUCAUUUAAUAAAUACAUGCUUCCCAUUAGAUAUCUAUAAUUGUGUUCAUCCUGUUGGCAUGGAAACAUUGUGCAAUAAUGCUAUUUAAUUUGAGAUUAUCUUCCUUCUCUGGAGAGUUGCAUCCCUUGCUUACCCAACACCAUGAUGUGGCGGCAUUGCAAGUUGUGAAACUAAUUUAUUAUUGAACCAUCAGUCGUUGAUUCUAGGGAAAGUUUUCUUUGGACAUAAUACAAGUUUGUUAUGCAGACAGCAAUAAUGUGUGUGUGUGUUUCAUUUCAUUUACUCUACAGAAUUGGUCUAUUCAAUUGUGUUCUAGAAGUCAAAUUGUUAUUUGUCAAAACCCAAGAUUUAUUAAAACUGAUUGACAUAUUUUGGUAUAAAUUAUCUGCAAUACUUAUUUAAUCAUGGAAUUUUAUUUGAAUUUUAACCUGAUUUGUUCACUGAAUAUGAAAAAAAAACGGCAUGAAAUUCCUUAACACUUCAUUUCUUUUGAUUAUCAGACCUCUAUUUCUUGAAACAUUUGUUAGGCCAGAAUUCAGCAAUCAAGAUAGUUUCAAUUAAAAUGUUGAUCCUCUAACGUUCCCUCAAGUUGUUUCCAUUCAAGGAAAUGUGAUCUAGUUGCUGUUAAUAAAGCAAAUCUCUUGGAUAUUUUGUGGCUGCAUUUCCACACUUUGUGUUACUUUCAUUUUGGUUUCUCAUUCUGUCAUUGCAAUUUUAGUUUUUUCAAAGAAUUGUGUUCCUGAUUCGUUUUUUUUUUCUGUUGUUAACAAUUUAGACUUUGUUUUAUUUAAUACAGACAUUAUUAAAAUAUGGUAACUAUAAAAAAACUAGUCAACACUCAAACUUGAUAUAGAUUUUAGUAGAUCUUGUUGCAAGUGUUCAGUUAGACAUACUUUUUAAUAAUUUUUUUUUAAAGCAAGAAUAUUACAACCUUAAAAUGAUUAAUUAAUUAAUAAUGCAACUACCAUAAUUUGAGUGAUUAAAACAAAAAUAGUUACCUUUCAACUGUAAUUUUAGAAUAUGACCAAAAGAAUUUUUUUUUUGUUAACUUAUCAUUUGUUUGUUAGACUUUAGGGACCAAGUGAAAGAAAUUGUUCAGUCAUGGUCAGAACUAUUCAGACAAUGUGUUUGCAUUUCAUUGUUUACAUUCUGACAUUUCUUGUGAAGGUGGCAGUGAGGUUGAGCACUUUGCAGGCAAAGACUAAAACCCAAUGUCAUUUUAUUUCUACACCAAGAUAGUGUCCAAUUUGAGUUCUGGAAGAACUGGAGGUGACUUUAUAUUUUUUUGGCACUAAAAGUGUUCUUGGACUAUUUGUAGAAAAACUAUGGAUGUGAAGCACUUAUACACUUUUUUAGUUUAUAUAACUUAAUAGAUUGACUUUAUUCUCUAGGCCAGUGAUGCCUAAAUUGUUACAAAGUUAAUUGGAUUGUACAUAGUUAAUUAAAGAAUUGUAAUUAAAAUAUUUUUAGCCAAAGAAAUCUGAGGAUGUAUGGACUUAAAUGCACCAUAGUUUUUGUCUGCUUUCAAGACUUUGUCCAUAUUUUUAUCUUGAAGUUGUCUGUCAUUAAAAAAAUAAAAACUCCAACACUGAUAGUACUUUACAAAAAUAAAUCGUAAGCAUUUGUUAGAUGGAUUCCAAACUUUCUGGAUUGGAUAUUUUGAGUAUAACUUUAAACCUUAGUGGCUCAUCUUGGCAGUAUUUCAGUGUUUUACUUCACAAAUCUUAGCCUUAAGUUUAGCAAUUAUCUAUCAGACUAAAGAGAAUCUGGUUUCACAGAGUGUCUAUACUGCAUGAAAACUUAGUACAGUAGAUGAAAAAAAAGAAAAUCAGCACAGAUAUAGCCAGUUCCUUUCUCUUAUUGAGAGGUCACUAGGAUGUCACUGUUUAGCGAUGUAUAUCUGUAGCCAUGUUAUAUGUACCCAAGAACAGUCUGUUUCCAUGGCUAAUGUACUCAAGUACUCUCUGAUCUCAUGAACAAUAUAUAAAAUAUGUAUAAUUUUAUAGCUAUACAUUUUAUUAUUAUAAAAUCAAAGGGACAAAGCUUAUUAAAGAGAAUAGGAAUUGUAUAAACAGAACAUUUCAGAGCAUUUCAUUUUGACUGAAUGUCUAUUGAUACCUCUCGAUUCCCUUAUGCAGAUUUUCAAAAUUGAAUUUAGCAUUAGAGAUGUAGUUCAAAUUUUGUUGUUGUGGGUGCUUAAUGCUACAGCUUAGAUGUACUUCUGAAAACUUCACUUGUAAUGUUAGCAGUGGGCUAGUGUUCAAAACCAAAAAAGAUAUAUAUGUUUAAAGACAUGCACAGAAGUGCAUUAUUAUUUUGUUCUUAUUUAUUCAAUAAGUGUUGAUGGCUGUGUUCAGUUAAGUCUGGGUAUUUCUUAGGAAUACCGUACAAAGACUUAGAUUCCUAUCCUAGAUCCUUGGUGUUCAGCUCAGUCUUCACCCUGUGUGUUUCUGUGUGUCUCUAGUCAGAAGGUCAUAUUGACAUUUUCUUUCCAUCAAGAAAGUAUGUUUUUUGUUUUGUUUUUUGUUUCUUUGAAAUGUGUGUCACUGCACCUUCUUUUAAUAUUCAACUGAAUAUUUAGAUAAUUCUAAAACUCAUAAUGUUUUUUUUUUUUGGGGGGGGGGGGGAUAUGUUUGUUUAAUGUGCUUGUUUCAUUUACAUAAUAAAAGUCUAGUUUUGUCUUGUUGAGAA
Molecule: messenger RNA, 6336 nt
Organism: Biomphalaria glabrata
Lineage: Eukaryota; Metazoa; Mollusca; Gastropoda; Planorbidae
Product: oxysterol-binding protein-related protein 8-like
Exons: 22
Coding region: 457-3363 (968 amino acids)
Cellular component (GO): intracellular membrane-bounded organelle; cytosol; membrane
Molecular function (GO): cholesterol binding
Source: RefSeq, a predicted model, not a curated record